Laccaria bicolor S238N-H82 is the source of this 276-nucleotide messenger RNA. RefSeq lists its product as uncharacterized. The record is from RefSeq and is a predicted model, not a curated record. The transcript has 4 exons. NCBI's taxonomy places the organism in Eukaryota, Fungi, Basidiomycota, Agaricomycetes, Agaricales, Hydnangiaceae. The coding region runs from base 1 to 276 and encodes 91 amino acids.
AUGCCGAUGACGAAGAAAACGCCCAAUUGCGGUAGCAUCUUGCGCGCAGUGAAAGGCCUCUCGACGUGCUCAUAUACCUCUGAAGCGUUCUCAGAGUUACAAGGUAAGGUACAGGAUGCCAUUGACCGCCUGAACCUCGAAGAUUGGGUUACCGAGCUGGACGGGCAAGAUCUUCUACCUGUUAGGGAUGUUGCGAGUAAGAGGAGGGGGGAUAAGCGGAUGAAGGAGGAAAACUUCAUGGAAGGACAUAUGAUGGUUCACGAGAUCAGAAUAUAG